Molecule: messenger RNA, 1614 nt
Organism: Aspergillus puulaauensis
Lineage: Eukaryota; Fungi; Ascomycota; Eurotiomycetes; Eurotiales; Aspergillaceae
Gene: QNS1
Product: glutamine-dependent NAD(+) synthetase
Exons: 11
Coding region: 1-1614 (537 amino acids)
Biological process (GO): NAD+ biosynthetic process
Cellular component (GO): cytoplasm
Molecular function (GO): glutaminase activity; ATP binding; NAD+ synthase (glutamine-hydrolyzing) activity
Source: RefSeq, a predicted model, not a curated record
AUGGGACGUCUCGUCACCCUCGCAACAUGCUCCCUCAACCAGUGGGCUCUCGACUGGGAGGGAAAUGCAGAGCGGAUUAUUGAGAGUAUUCGACAGGCCAAAGCUGCUGGAGCUACUCUUCGAGUCGGUCCCGAACUCGAGAUCAGCGGAUAUGGAGCUCUCGAUGGAUUUAUGGAGGGAGAUACAUUUCUCCAUUCAUGGGAAAUGCUAGCCCGUAUCAUCGACCACCCCGACUGCCAGGACAUCGUUGUCGAUGUGGGUAUGCCGGUUCGUCACAGAAAUGUGCGAUACAACUGCCGAGUCAUUUUCUAUAACCGGAACAUCAUUUUGAUUAGGCCCAAGAUGUGGCUGGCUAAUGAUGGGAAUUACCGAGAAAUGCGGCAUUUUACCCCGUGGCAAAGACCCCAGGAAGUCGAAGACUAUUAUCUAGAGUCAAUUGUUGGCAAGAUAACAGGGCAAUACAAGGUUCCUUUCGGCGAUGCGGUUAUCAGCACGAGAGAUACAUGCUUGGGAUUGGAGACCUGCGAAGAAUUGUUCACUCCGAAUGGUCCCCAUAUUCCAUACGGUCUUGCAGGUGUCGAAAUCAUUUCCAACUCGUCUGGAAGUCACCACGAGCUAAAGAAGCUCGAUACCCGGAUAAAUCUCAUCACUCAAGCUACGAAAUUGAGUGGCGGUAUCUACCUGUAUGCCAACCAGCAAGGGUGCGACGGAGAUAGACUUUACUACGAUGGAUGCGCGAUGAUAGUUAUCAAUGGGAGCAUUGUGGCUCAAGGCUCACAGUUCUCUCUGAAUGACGUUGAAGUGGUCACGGCAACUGUGGAUAUCGAAGAAGUGCGAACAUACCGCAGCACAGCGAGCAGAAAUAUGCAGGCUAGCAAACAGACCCCCUUUGUCCGCCUUGAUCUUGACAUGCGUUUAUCUCGGACCGAUGAAGAUGCUGAUCCUGGCCUUGCGCCCUCUGAUGCACUCGAGCCGCGCUAUCACGCGCCAGAGGAAGAAAUCGCCUUGGGUCCUGCAUGCUGGCUCUGGGAUUAUCUCCGAAGAAGCGGCGCUGCCGGAUUCUUCCUUCCUCUAAGUGGUGGAAUCGAUAGUUGCGCUACUGCAGUCAUUGUCCACUCAAUGUGUCGAGAGGUCAUCAAAGCUGUCUCGGAAGGGAAUGAGCAAGUCAUCAAAGAUGUUCGACGACUAUGCGCGGAACCUGCCGACUCGACCUGGAUCCCAACCACGAGCCAGGAAGUUUGCAAUCGCAUAUUCCACACCAGCUUCAUGGGCACCCAGAACUCGAGCAAAGAAACAAGAGACCGGGCGAAAGAGCUUGCUGUCGAGAUCGGGUCGUACCACAUCGACUUUAAUUUUGAUACUGUCGUGACUGCUCUUACGAACCUGUUUACUGUCGUAACCAACUUCCAACCAAAGUUCAAGGUCCACGGUGGUAGUCGGGCAGAGAACCAGGCACUGCAGAACAUUCAGGCUCGUCUGAGAAUGGUACUAUCUUACCUAUUCGCGUCACUGCUACCCACAGUUCGCCAGCGCCCUGGUGGAGGUGGACUCCUUGUUCUGGCAUCGUCCAAUGUUGAUGAAUGGUACGCUCCCCGGUCCACUCUACACACCUAG